Messenger RNA from Populus euphratica (Euphrates poplar), 644 nucleotides. Its product is annotated as cytochrome c oxidase subunit 6b-2. The coding region runs from base 207 to 443 and encodes 78 amino acids. The record is from RefSeq and is a predicted model, not a curated record. Lineage: Eukaryota; Viridiplantae; Streptophyta; Magnoliopsida; Malpighiales; Salicaceae. The transcript has 4 exons. Gene Ontology annotation, cellular component: respiratory chain complex IV; mitochondrion.
ACAGUCCAUGCUUUCUUGUACCCAAACAUGACUCUCUCAAUUUUUUCGUUUCGUUUUGCACAUGGGUCCCAAUUUUAUUGUUAAUCGGACGAACCGCAGGAAAAAAAAAAAAAUUAAUUAGUCAAUACUGAGCCCCUCUCCCCAUUCGAACUCUUUCGAUUGAUUUCUCGCUUCUCUGUGUCUGAAUUCGAUCGCUAUUGGCAGCCAUGGGAAAAGAGAUUGAGCUGAAAACAGCUCCAGCUGAUUAUCGAUUCCCUACGACAAAUCAAACCAGACACUGUUUCACCCGCUACAUUGAAUUUCAUAGGUGUGUGGCAGCGAAGGGUGAUGAAGGUAAUGAUUGUGAACGUUUUGCUAAAUACUACCGUUCCCUUUGCCCCUCUGAGUGGGUCGAGAGGUGGAAUGAGCAGAGGGAGAAUGGAACAUUUCCAGGUCCCCUUUGAUCUCACAUCAGCGAGCUGAACAGUCUUUGCCCGUAUUUGUCUUCUCAUUUUCUUCUAGCUACAUUUGUGGUUGUGCUUUGACUAUGAAUUAAUAAGGCACUGUUUGGAAUUCCUUGUCAGUUUGUUGAAUUGACAUGAAUUAUUGCGGAUAUUUGUGCUGGUUUCUAAUUUGUUUAUUUUCGUUGUACUGUUAAUUGUUCU